Messenger RNA from Synchiropus splendidus (mandarinfish), 3386 nucleotides. It is a transcript of the gene ppan, whose product is annotated as peter pan homolog. Gene Ontology annotation, cellular component: membrane; preribosome, large subunit precursor. Gene Ontology annotation, molecular function: G protein-coupled receptor activity; rRNA binding. The transcript is spliced from 13 exons. Gene Ontology annotation, biological process: rRNA processing; G protein-coupled receptor signaling pathway; ribosomal large subunit assembly. Bases 175 to 2649 code for a protein of 824 amino acids. NCBI's taxonomy places the organism in Eukaryota, Metazoa, Chordata, Actinopteri, Syngnathiformes, Callionymidae. The record is from RefSeq and is a predicted model, not a curated record.
UGUGACACAAGGAGGUGAAAGCAUGUGGGAGCUGCGGCUUCUGAGGCGGAGCGGCUAGCUAACGAAUUAUAUUUCAUAUUGAGAGUAUUCGUAUUUAUUUAAGUGCAUUUUUUGUUACUUUUUCUUUGUCUUGAAUGCGUUUAUCACAAACGUGUUGUCGUUAGUAGUCGAGUUAUGGGGAAAUCGAAGACUAAAAACCAGAAGAAAGCUCGUGUAGCUGCUAACCAUGUGGCCGAAGAGACGUACGGGUCGGUGCCGCACUCCUUCGUGUUUCACCGUGGACAGAUCGGGAAAAACGUGGCUCAGUUGAUCCUGGACGUCCGCAGAAUCAUGCAGCCAUACACAGCUGAGAGCCUAAAGGCCAGGAAAAAGAAUACCAUGAAGGACUUUGUUGCUAUCGCAGGACCUCUGGGAGUCACCCACUUCAUGAUUUUCAGUAAAACGCCAACCACCAUAAAUAUGAGACUGGCUCGUCUUCCGAAAGGACCCACACUUCACUUUAGAGUUCUCAAGUACACACUGGUCAAAGACGUGGUCUCCUCUCUGAAGAAGCACCGGAUGCAUGACCAGCAGUUCGCCCACCACCCACUUCUGGUCCUCAAUAACUUUGGCUCAGAUGGAAUGCAAGUCAAAUUGAUGGCCACCAUGUUCCAAAACAUGUUUCCCUCCAUAAACGUGCACAAGGUGAGUCUCAACACCAUUAAAAGGUGCGUGCUACUCAACUAUGACCCGGCGACAGAGGAAAUUGAACUUCGGCACUACAGUUUGAAGGUCGUGCCGGUGGGAAUGAGCCGUGGCAUGAAGAAGCUAAUGCAGGAGCGUUUCCCUAACAUGAACAAGUUCGAGGACAUCAGUGAGCUGCUGAUAAAAGGUGCGAACUUGUCGGAAAGUGAAGCUGAACAGGAUGGCGACCACAACAUCACAGAGUUGCCGCAGGUUUAUUCCGGCAGAGGCAACAUGGCAGCACAGCAGAGUGCAGUCCGAUUGACUGAGAUUGGCCCUCGUCUGACCAUGAAGCUCAUAAAGAUCCAGGACGGGAUGGGUGAAGGCAACGUGCUUUACCACGCCGUCAUUUCUAAAACUGAGGAGGAAAUCCAGGAGAUUCUGGAGAGGAAGGAGGCGCAGCUGAAGGAGAAACAGGAGCGCAAGAAGAAACAGGAGCAGAACAUCGCUGUGAAGAAACAGAAACGAGAAGAUAACAAGAAAAGGAGCCUGGAGGGGAUCAAGAGGAAGCGUGGUGAAGCAGAGAAAGAUGACGAUGAAGUGGAGGAUCCUGGACUGCAGGACGAUCAUCCAGCUGCAGGUGACUCAGAAGAUGAGGCUGAAUAUUACAGAGAGGCAGUCGGGGAGGAACCAGAUGAAGAUAUGUUCCCUGCUGCCAAGAAGAGGAGAGCUGCGGGAAAGUCAAGCAUACCGUUCAAAAAGAGGAAGACGUCCAAUAGAAAACCAGGGAUGGAACAACAGACUAAAUCUCUGAAGAGAAACGGUCCUGGACGUGAUAAACAAGGACAGGGGUGGAAGAAGGGGGGAGACAAGGAGAAGACCUUCGGGAAGAAAGGGAAACCUUUUCGGACAAAAACAUUUGGUGAUGGGGAAAAGAGGUUUGAUGGCAAGAAAAAGUUUGGUAAUAAAGACAAGUCUUUCAAACCAAAGGGGCCAAAAGGAAACUUAAAGAAAACAGGUUCUGGAAGAAAGAGUUUCAAACAGAAGAAGGGGAGGGAUGCCAUGGCAACGCCCGACACCGCUUGUGUGAGAUUUCAAAUCAACCUGCUGCCGGCUGUGUACGGAGUGGAGUUUGUUGUGGCCCUGGCUGGGAAUCUGUUGGCCUUGUGGCUGCUGGUGGUCCGGGAGAGAAAGAAUUGGCACACUGGCGUGGUCCUGUCCUGCAACUUGGCCAUCAGUGACCUCCUCUACGUCCUCACUCUGCCUCUGCUAGUCAUCUACUAUGCUUUUAAUAAACACUGGGUGUUCGGAGACGCGGCGUGUCGGAUCGAGAGGUUUCUCUUCACUUGUAAUCUCUACGCCAGCAUCUUCUUCAUCAUGGCCAUCAGCGUGAACAGAUGUGUGGCUCUCACAUGGCCCUUCUUUACUCACUCACACGUGAGACCGGUCCACGCCAAGGCAGCCAGCGUGGCUAUCUGGUUGGUAGUGGCCAUGAUUUCCUGCCCUGUGUUCAAGUUUGCCUCCAUUUGUCCAAAAGGCAACAACACCGAGUGUGUAUCGUUCUGCCAACAAGCUGGGGAUGAAAGCCCACACUACACUUACGUCCUAUUUCUGGCUAUUUUCGGUUGCCUCAUUCCCUUCCUGGUGACGCUCGGGUCUUACGUCGUGGUGAUCUGGGUGGUGUGUAAAAACGCAAACAUCACCGCUCUUGAGAAACGGAAAGUGGCUUUGUUGGUUUCGUCUGUGGUUGUGUUGUACGCUGUUUCUUUUGUGCCCUUUCACAUCUUCAAAACCUACAACACAUAUUUGAGAGAGAAGGCGGAUUUUGUUUGCUGGGUCUAUGAGAUGUACCAAAUUUCGAAGGGGCUGGCCACUCUGAACAUGUGUAUUCACCCAGUACUCUACAUGGCAGUGUUUGAUAGUAUCAGACUUGCCUGCUGUGGCACAAACCGCAAAGAUAAUGAAAGAGCAGCUUUGAGGAAGUGAAACUCCUUAUCGACUGCAACAGAUAUGUUUUUGAAAAUGCUGCAUUAUCUUCUCUAGACUGCCUUCUCAACUGAGAUUUGAACUGCAAGUUAUUUACAGUACUGUAAAGCAUCCCUGAACAGUCAUUCCAUUUAUACCCUGCUAUUGAUCACUCUUUCGAUGUUUUGGUUGUUUCGGUCUUAUUUAUAAUACUUUUGUGUGUCACAAAUAAAUAUAUAAUGUGUUUACUGUGGUACAAGGAACAAGAGAUUCAAUUGUAGAAUCAGCUUUCAGCCAUCAAUUCAAGCGUACAGCACUCAAGAUGUACACAGUUUCAAGGUCUCCAUUCAUUGGAUUUACAGGCUUCCACCACCCUGGAGCCUGAGUUUGAUUCCUAGUCAAUGAAUUAAAUGUGAAGUUGGCACACUGUACUUUUCUAGUUUCCCUUUAUUUCAGUUGUUUAUACUACAAAGCGAAACAUUUAAAACGAUUGAAUUGUAUGGAGGCAGAUUUCUGCCAUCUAGUGUUGAAUACGGAAAGAAACAAUUGAAUAUGAAAAAUAAGAACAGAACAAAAAAGGUUUGAAUCUCUACUAUCAAGGUUUGAAUACAAAAUGAUUGGAGUGAAAAAAAAGUUUUUAAGUGAAAAUAAACGUUUGGGGAAAUUGAAUAGCGGACACAUAAAGCUUUCAAUACCCCAACAAACUCUGCCCAAAUUUAUUUUUCGAAUGAAAAACUCCCUCCACAUUUUUGCAUUUG